GAGAGGCUCCGGGGGGGGAGCCUGACAUAUACACAAACACACGCAGCGAUCGCGGGAUCAUGGCGCUGGGAGACGCUUGGAAGCGCAUGUCCUGGCUGUACUACCAGUACCUGCUCGUCACCGCCCUGUACAUGCUGGAGCCCUGGGAGAGGACGGUUUUCAACUCUCUCCUGAUCUCUGUGGCUGGAAUGGCUGUCUACACUGGCUAUGUCUUCAUGCCUCAGCACAUCAUGGCUAUUCUGCACUACUUCGAAGUAAUACAGUGAUGGAGGAGCCUUCAGCCGAGUCUGUGGAUAGGAGGAGGUGGAAGAGGGGGCCUGCGUUCUUGCUGGACAGCUUAUCCUGUGACUGUUCAUCCCAAUGUUAUUGACUAAACAGUUGUGCUGUUGGCAGAGAAUGUGGAAUUCCAGCAGAAGGGAAGAGAGGAGCUGAAGCGUCUAUUUAUUGAAGAAUCAUUCCAUUUAUUUCAUGCAAGUUGUCAUUAUGUAGCAACUUGAUGGCUGUUUUUUUGUCCUUGUGACCUGUACGCACUGAUGUCAGUGUUAAUAAUUUUUUUUUAACAAGGGAUCAUGGUGACAGUUGUGGUUUUUCCGACUGUUAAAGUUUUUCUUGUUAAAAGUUUUGUAGUAAUUAUACCUAACUUGUAAGAGAAUGAGAAAGUUUUAAUUGCUUUAAACUUGCUUUUGUAACAGUUGUUGAUCAGAUUUGUUGUUUUUGGGGACCGCCGUAGAGCAUUUUGUACUUUGAAAACCAAGAUCUUCAAUAUAGACUUAAAGAACAUUUUUGUUCUUGAUGUAAUCUGUAUUUGUAAGAUGCAUAAAUAUUGUAUCUCAGGUGUUAUUUUUGUGGAACUAACCUUUCUGACAAUACAAUGUUAAAUCUGUUUUCUACGUUUCCUCUUUUGGGUGUGGAGGUUCAGCAGUCUUUGCACAGUGCUUCGAUCUUAUAGCAGACUAAUGAGUGCAUUGCCAGUAACAGAGGUUAAUUUCAUACUGAAAAGAAAAACAGCUGCACUUCACCUGCGGAGCUGAAACCACCUCUUUUUUUUGUGAAAAGUUACAAGUGAGAGACCAUCCACCUUGUUGGGAUGCUACUAGCUGAUGGAUCCAAUGAUAUUAUUCAGUUGUUUCUUGGCUGGGCAGCUUGUUCCAGCCCCUGCAACUCCUUUGUUGUAAUAAAGCGCCUCCUGUUUUCAGUUG
Molecule: messenger RNA, 1199 nt
Organism: Lepisosteus oculatus (spotted gar)
Lineage: Eukaryota; Metazoa; Chordata; Actinopteri; Semionotiformes; Lepisosteidae
Source: RefSeq, a predicted model, not a curated record